AUGGAAGCGAUUUAUAUAUUACAUGAAAAAGAUAUGGAUGCUCGUUUUUAUGUUUAUCUUAGGUAUGAAAACAUUUUACUUAUUCAAUUAAGGAAUAUUCAAAGUUUAUUUGAUAUUCAACUAUUAUCAUUAACAAUUGAUGAAACUGAAAAAUUCAGAAUACUUUGUUCAAUUGAAGGUCAAACAUGUCAGUAUAUAUUUCGUGUUAUUAAUGAAAAUACAAAUACUAGUAGUCAUAGUUCUAAAUCUUAUUUUACUGAUUCAAUAUCUUCACUAUUAUCGAUUCCAAUAUUAUCGAAUAGUACUCAUCAUCAUGGAAAUAAUAGAACUUAUUCUUCACUUAUGCAAACAUCACUUGAGAAUUUAGACAUUGGUUCAGAUUUACGUUCAAUUAAUUGUCUAAAUUUAUUAGACUUCGCAUUUGAACGUGGUCUUCAUAGAGCGAAGAAACGAUUAAGUCUAGCUAUUCCAUUCAGUCCAUGA
Molecule: messenger RNA, 483 nt
Organism: Rotaria sordida
Lineage: Eukaryota; Metazoa; Rotifera; Eurotatoria; Philodinida; Philodinidae
Source: the annotation of a GenBank genome assembly